UUUUUUGUUUACGAGAAAGUAGAAUGGCGGUCGAAAGGCAACCCAACGAGCUUCCUCAGGUUUUGGUUCUAAGUCCUCCCGCAAUUUUCACAUCUCUGGAAUCCCAAUUCUCAAUCAGAUUUCAUAUGCUAAAACCAUGGGAUUCCAAACUCCCAUUACUCCAAUUUCUCACCUCGUAUGCCCAAUCCGUCCCAGCCAUGCUCGUUGUUCCAGGUGACCGUCUUCUAGUAAACUCCGCCAUUCUCGACUGCCUCCCGUCGCUGAAGCUCGUCGUCACUACCAGCGCCGGUGUUGAUCACUUGGAUGUGGCGGAGCUACGGCGGCGUCGGGUGGCCAUUGCCUAUGCAGGAAACUUGUUUUCUCAAGAUGUCGCUGACAUGGCGGUGGGAUUACUAAUCGACGUUCUGAGGAAUGUGUCGGCAGGAGAUCGGUUCGUGAGGCAAGGGCUUUGGCCUACGCAAGGGGAUUUCCCUCUCGCAUUAAAGUUAAGCGGCAAGCAAAUUGGGAUAGUUGGAUUGGGGAAAAUAGGCACAGAAGUAGCCAAACGGCUAGAAGGUUUCGGCUGCAAAAUCUCAUACAAUUCAAGAACCAAAAAGCCAACACUUCCAUACCCCUUCUAUUCCGAUCUCCAUGAACUUGCAGCCAACUGUGAAGCCCUCAUCAUUUGCUGUGGGUUAACGGCCGAAACCCGCCAUAUGAUCGACAGGGACGUGAUGGUUGCGUUAGGCAGAGAUGGAGUGAUAGUCAACAUCGGCCGAGGGGCGAUCGUCGACGAGACAGAACUGGUUCGACGCUUGAUUCAAGGGGAGCUUGGGGGAGCUGGGCUGGAUGUGUUUGAGAAUGAACCUGAAGUUCCUAAAGAGCUGUUUAAUCUUGAUAAUGUAGUGUUGUCGCCACAUGUUGCUGUCUUAACAACUGAAUCUAUGGUGGGAUUGACUCAAUUGGCGUUGGGGAACUUGGAGGCAUUCUUCUCAAACAAACCUUUGGUGUCUCCGUAUGUGGAUUAGUUGAGGUGCAGCUAGCUGAGUUCAACAGGGAAACUACAAAACUUAAUGACAGAGGUAACUUGCUUUGUAUUGGUGAAUUCAACUCAACAUCCUUGAAGUUUUA
Molecule: messenger RNA, 1110 nt
Organism: Cucurbita maxima (winter squash)
Lineage: Eukaryota; Viridiplantae; Streptophyta; Magnoliopsida; Cucurbitales; Cucurbitaceae
Product: glyoxylate/hydroxypyruvate reductase HPR3-like
Exons: 2
Coding region: 24-1007 (327 amino acids)
Cellular component (GO): cytosol
Molecular function (GO): glyoxylate reductase (NADPH) activity; NAD binding; hydroxypyruvate reductase [NAD(P)H] activity
Source: RefSeq, a predicted model, not a curated record